Molecule: messenger RNA, 1464 nt
Organism: Emericellopsis atlantica
Lineage: Eukaryota; Fungi; Ascomycota; Sordariomycetes; Hypocreales; Bionectriaceae
Product: PAP2 superfamily-domain-containing protein
Exons: 3
Coding region: 179-1360 (393 amino acids)
Biological process (GO): inositol phosphoceramide metabolic process; sphingolipid biosynthetic process
Cellular component (GO): inositol phosphoceramide synthase complex
Molecular function (GO): inositol phosphoceramide synthase activity
Source: RefSeq, a predicted model, not a curated record
UUCCUUUGCACACCACGAACUUGAAUGCUUCCGACCGCUCAAGAGCAGUCCACGACGCCAAAACCCACACGGCGUUUUGCUCGGAGCAAAGGUUGUCCUCCCUGGUCGUUUCCAGAUCUUCCUGCGACAAGAAGGAACCCAUUAGUCCAACAAGCUGCCAUACCGAGCCCCUACGACGAUGGCGCAACCAAACCUCGGGAAGCCUCAGCCCUCUUCGCACACUUGGGUAGAACCGAUUGUUGUCAUAGGUAUCAUGAUAGCCUCGUGUUACAUAAAUCGUCAACGGCGAAAACCUGCGGACCGAGGCCAGGGCCUAUUCAAUCGCCCAAACCUAGACUUGGAAGACGAACCGAACGGGUCAAAUAUAUACGAUGAACAGGAACUCCUGUUCUUUUCCGUCGCGGAAUCCUCGUGGCCAACGAGUCAUGGUCGAAAAUCCCGUCUUUGCUGUGGUUUCAAGCUCGACACGGUCAAUACCUCUCAGUUCGCAACUCAUUGGCAUAGCCGAGUUCUCGAAAAAUUUCCCUUCCUGGUUGAGAUGUUCUACUGGGCCCUGAAUUUCAGUUGCUACGCCGCCGCCAAGGCCGUUGGCGAGACUUUUUUUGCCAAUGGAGAUGUUUGGCAAAUGGCAGAAAAGCAUGGCAUUGCUGUCCUUUGGUUUGAGCAGGAUGGUCCUUUCAAAUUUCUGUUCCCCUUCCGAGAGGUGGAUGUUCAGCACUUUUUCAUGUCUGAGCAUCAAGGCAUGUUGACAUUGCUCAACCGUACCUACUCUCUAGUACACAUCCCAGCGACGGUCGGUUUCCUCGGCUGGUACUACUAUUCCGCGCCAACUCAUUCUCACUUUGCAGCUGUCCGUCGCAUGAUGACGCUGACAAACAUCCUCAGCUUCGUUAUCUUCACGUUCUGGCCAUGCAUGCCACCUCGACUUCUGCCAAAAGAGUACGGGUUUUUUGAUACAGUCCGUCGCGAAGAUGCCCAGUCGGUGUGGGCGAGCGGCAAGUUCUUCAACCAACUCGCAGCCUUCCCAUCGCUGCAUUUUGGAUACGCCUUCUGUGUCGGUGCCACACUCAUAUUCCACUCCGGCGUUUUCCGCCGGCAGCCUGGUCCCCGUGGGAAACAAUGGAGCAGGGUCCGGCAAGGAGUUUUCGUUUUCUUGGGCGUGCUCUAUCCGGCUUUCGUCCUGACCAUUAUCGUGGCGACGGCAAAUCACUACUGGCUAGAUGCGUUGGCCGCUGCAGUUGUUGUCGCUUUGGCUUGGAAAUGCAAUCGCGUUUUGCUAGGGUUCUUACCAUUAGAGGACCUCUUCCUCUGGUGCAUAAGACUUAAGAAGCCUUUUCCUACAACUGGGUCCCGACUAUAAUGCCGCUAUUUACUGUUAUAUAGAAAUAAGUCGGCCUAGUUAGUCCUUUGAAAGUGUUUAAGACUUACCUUACUUCUAUUAAUUUAAAGGAAAAUAUCUACCUA